CACAUAUACGGAAGCAACUUGCACGCCGUACGGUACACACGCUGCCUAGCUAGCUUGUCCUGAGCGAAAUCGAUUUUGAAGCAGAAUUCCUCACAUCCACCCAGAAAAUGUCUGCAGCUAAAGUCAAAAUGCGACUGAAGAAACUGAAAAACCAACCCGCUAAUGUGCAGUUUGUGUCCUCGCAUGGUCAUGAGGAGGGCAGCCCCCAUCCCAAUGGUGGAAUUGGUGAUGGUCCAUCUGACAAAGGUCCACCUUAUGUAAGAAAGAAGAGAUCCCACCAAGAGACUGGGUGGGUCCGUGGACACCAGAAAGAUGCCGGAGUCUAUGCUAACCAGAUCCCAAAGAUAAUUAAUGCUGGAGUUUUUGCCAGAGCCAGGGCAGCAGAAGUAAGUGCCAUGCUGAAAGCAGUUACCAAGACAACAGGCAGCUGUCAUGUCUUUGGAGCGCUGCCGAAGCACAUGAGGAGAAGAGCGAUGAGCUACAACACCAAGCGUCUUCCUUGCCGACUCAGAGAGCUGGCCAACAGAAUGAGAGAGAAAUGCCUGCAGGGCAGCGUUAAAAAAAAGGAGCAGGCUAAGAACAAGAGCCGCAAAGCUCGCCGCCGUCAUGGAAACGUGCUGCUGGAGUUCAACCGACGGCAGAGAAAAAACGUGUGGCUGGAGACGCACAUUUGGCACGCCAAGCGCUUCCACAUGGUCAAAAAGUGGGGCUACUGCCUCGGGGACAGACCCACCUUAAAAUGUUACCGCCCCAGCUACCGAGCCAUGAGCACUCAUUGUCUGCUGCAGGACCUGUCAUAUUACUGCUGCCUCGAGCUCCAGGGAGAAGAAGACAAGCUCCUGGAUUGUCUGUCCCAGCUGACCAGCAAGGAGGCUGGCCCUACAUUUGCCCAGCGGUUGUGUCUGUCUGGACAAAGACAAGGUAGCGUCGUGUUGUACAGGGCUGGACAGUUCCCCUCGCAGCCUUUGGGUCCAGUCACAUUCCUCUGGAGACCCCGUACGCCCGGCUCCGCUCACAGGCAACUGUGGACCUGGGUUCAUCCUUCUCUUAAACAGGAUGUCCUCACUGAGUUCCAAAGUGUGUGCCAGUGUCAGCCCGUGGUCCCACUGCCUGUGCCUUCGGUUCUACACGCAGAGGUAAUCUCGGCCACAGAUUUGGAACCAAAGCCUGAUGAAAACCCUGCAACCAAGCAAACACCUGGAACGAAGAGGAAGCAAAACCGCAAGGAUGCAAGUGGACCUGUUGCCAAGAAGAUCCUGGGCGAUGGAACCAGAUCUCCCAACACCCCUGUUACUUGGAAAUCAAGUUCAACUGGAAUAUUGAUCAAUGAUCUCACAAUGGAGAUUGUACGAUAUCGCCUGAUUGGGCCGCAGUCCCACUCUGUGCUGACAGACGCUUUGGAAGCUGCUACAGACUGUGAUGAAAUAAGCAAAUCGCAGUCCUCCUGCCUCUGGUGGCCCGAUCACUGCAAAGAUGAGAGCAAAGUGAAACUCCAUGAGCAGCAAACUGACGUCUUUCAUACACUGAAAGGCAUCUACUCAACUGCAGAGCUGCCCCCCGGCACAGUGCUGGGGCUGACAGUUGAUGACCCUCGGCUGAAUAUCCCCGCAAAAGCGGUUAAAGCUUUGCCUUGUGUAAAGGAGGCCCAAGAGGUGGAUGACGAGAAGAGAAAGGAGCUGUCAUUGCGCGGUGUACCAGAACACUGUUGUCGAAGUUUUCUGUGGGAGCAGUCGGUGCGCAACAAUGUCACAGAGAAUAAAAUUUCAGAGCAGGACUUAAACCGUAUGAGGAGCGAGGUUCUGGUUCCCGGGUCCAGAUUUAGGCCUGUUCCCCCGCAGGGUCGAGUUCCCAUCCUGCUGGUUCACCAGCCUGGCAAGCAGCUGGGACACGAGAUGAAUUCCUGGGGUGCCGGAUGGGACCUGUUUCUUCCUAAAGGCUGGGGCAUGGCUUUUUGGAUCCCACUGGUAUACAGAGGCGUUCGCAUUGGUGGACUCAAAAUGAGUCUGACGCACUCGCGGAAUAAAGGCGUUCCGCACUUCCCCCACGAUUACCCAGACUGCCCUGCAGGAGCUCGUUUUCAGGAGGAGCAAGAAUCCGAGCUGCUGGAAAAGUUCAAAAGACGCCCGCCAGCCAAAAGAACCAAUUACAUUAAACAUGGCUGCCUGGCUCCAUUCUGUUGCCCGUGGCAACAGCUGGCUGAGGAGUGGGAUGUUAUUGGAAGCGAUGGAGAGGAGAGAAAAGGAGACAUCAUGGCUAAAAUGUCAUCACGGAGUGACGCAGCAAUCAAGUGUGAGAUAACGUCACAUCACGAAGACCCUGUGAUGACGGCACAAACACACUUCACUGUCCUGAGGAACAGGAAGUCUUUGAAGCUUCUCUCUAGUUGGUGCAUACCCACAUCAUCUAAAGGUCAGAGGUCACACCGUGUCAGGGAAAUGCCACUUCUGGACUGUUCAGCAAAGACGUCAUUUCUAGCAAGUCACGGAAUGAGUUUGGUUUGGGUACGUCUGUCGCUGUUGUUGAAGGGCAAACCGGAGCUCCAUGCCAUGGUAUGUGUGCCGACUGCCGAUGAUCUCAAGCUACUGAACAAAGGGCUUAGCAGUAGUGGCCCUCAGGAGCCCCCGCACAGGGAUCGCUUAAAAAGCACAAUCAAGCAUGGGAAGAAGGGGACCAAGAAAAAAGCUGUUAAGACAAAAAGUCAAAACACCCCUUCAACAUCUGAACAAAAGCCCACCACGGUGGAAGACCUCCAGCUAGCUUGUCCCGCUUCUGAUUUUGUUUUGGGAGUGUGGCCAAAUCCCCUGCCGAGCGUCACCUCUCACUGCUCACGAGUAACACUCGGUUGGGUGACUCAGGCUGACUUCUCCCUGUCGGCAGGCUGCGGGGAAGCUCUGGGCUUUGUGAGUGUCACGGGCCUCGUUCACACACUCAUCAGUCAGCCUGUGGAACACCGAGGAAUGGUGGUGCUACGCAACCCCAUGUCUCUACAGUAUCGCUUUGCUAAAAUUAACAUAGAAGUUUGAAUGGAACAUAUGCAGAACUUGCUUCAUUUUGAGGCAAAUGCAUUUUUUGGGUUUACGGGAAGCUGAACACUUUCCCUAACAGCUAGACAAAGAAGUUGCAUGUUUUUUUUUUUUUUGCACAAUGAUCUCAAACCAUGAGCCAUCUUUGAUUUGUGCAUGAUGUAAAAUAAACUAUCUGCAGAUAUAAAUUACAUUUUAGAUAUGUUAAACUAAUACUUAUCAACUGAUCAUGUACUUAAACUAAAAAUGUAGAUAAACUUUCCUCCCUCCCAUCUGGUUAUUGAAAUGCAUUUGUACAUUACAUGCAGCAUUUAUAUGAAGUUUGUUGAAAAUAAAAUGCCACCGCAUU
This is a messenger RNA of Syngnathus acus (greater pipefish), 3372 nucleotides long. It is a transcript of the gene pop1, whose product is annotated as POP1 homolog, ribonuclease P/MRP subunit. NCBI's taxonomy places the organism in Eukaryota, Metazoa, Chordata, Actinopteri, Syngnathiformes, Syngnathidae. The coding region runs from base 108 to 3023 and encodes 971 amino acids. Gene Ontology annotation, biological process: tRNA 5'-leader removal. Gene Ontology annotation, cellular component: nucleolar ribonuclease P complex; ribonuclease MRP complex. The record is from RefSeq and is a predicted model, not a curated record. The transcript is spliced from 16 exons.